This is a messenger RNA of Tripterygium wilfordii, 3315 nucleotides long. RefSeq names its product disease resistance protein RPV1-like. NCBI's taxonomy places the organism in Eukaryota, Viridiplantae, Streptophyta, Magnoliopsida, Celastrales, Celastraceae. The record is from RefSeq and is a predicted model, not a curated record. The transcript has 3 exons. Gene Ontology annotation, molecular function: ADP binding. Gene Ontology annotation, biological process: defense response; signal transduction. The coding region runs from base 1279 to 2556 and encodes 425 amino acids.
UCAGGAAAAGAAGCCUACAGUACAAAACCAAUAACAGCACUGCAGGACUAAAUUAUUUAGAAACAAAAUAAAUAAAUCCCGCAUCAUCAAUCAAAUAGCCAGAGAGAUCAAACUCUGCUUCAACCACCACGAGCUAUGGCCUUGACAAUAGCUGCAGCCACAAUGGAGGUAUGAUGAACAAGCUUGUUCUGGUCCGACAAAGGAGAUCUUCCUCUAGAAAAUCCUCUCUCACAGGACCUGGCCUCAGUUGCAGCAUCGAAUGUACCUUGCUCUGCAGACUUAUAGUCGCCUUUGGAAAUAGCUUCAGGAACAUCUCCUCACACAAUAACCCACCCUGUACCUCUCCGCACAAGAAUGCAGUGCCUCUUGCGUGCUCUGGUCCAUACCACUCUGAAGAAGUUAUCGGAGUGUAUUGGUGCCCCUGGAAUCGAGUGUAUCCACCAUGAUCUGAGCGAGCUCUCUGAUGUUUGCGUUGUGGCUUUGAGGAAUUGAUCGGAGAGUCCAGAGGCAGAGAUCGUAGUAAGGAGUUUGUCUGCAAGUUUGCUCUACUAUGUCGCUUGUGUCGAUAAUGCUUGGAAUUGAAGAAGAAUGAACAGGGAAUGUGAACAGUAUGAGAGAAGUGAAGACCAGAGACAUGAUUGUGAAAGUAAUCUUCAUCUUUCGUGUGGAAAAGAGAUUCAAGGCUUUGAAGAAAGGAAAUUGAUUGGAUGACGCCUUAGCAGCUCUGUGUCUCUGUAUCGAGCGUGAUCAUUUAUAUCUAUAGGUUUUUGUGGGGCAGAGAUCAAGGCAGAAGAAAAGCAACGACACCAUGACCAAAUCGUAUGGUGUGCUUAGUCAGAGUAAGCUGUUAAGCUUGAGACUUGCCUGCAUCAGAGGAAUAUCUUACCGUCUUGAUCUUGGAAGCUCUAUAGUGAGUGGCAGUCAGUGGUGUAGGCGUAGGCUUCCCGAUUAAUGUUUGAAACUUGAGCCCAUCUAAAUAUAAAAGCCCAUUUAAUUUAUGGGCCGAUUUUAUGGUGCUGGAUCCCAACUGGUAUGGUCCGGCCUGCCAGGCCCAAAAGCAAUGCACCCGAUUUUUUCAUUUUGGGUGGUUGAGGAAGAGACCAUGGACAGUUGAAAACUUGCAUAGACAAACCAACCAGUAUAAUCGUCGAAAUGUAAGAAGACAAGGGCCUUUGAAUAAAAAGAAUGAAAGCACUCGCAUGGAUGACGGAUUCAAGGAAAUUAGUCGCGGAUUUUCAUAUUUGGAAGAUCUUGAUUUGAUAGGUUGCUAAAUACUCCAUGACUUCCAGGAACUUACAGAAGCUUUCUUCACCUCAAUGUGCUUAUGAUGUAUUUAUUAGUUUUAGAGGUGAAGAUACCCGCAACAACUUUACUGAUCAUCUAUUAACCGCUCUGCAUCAGAAAGGCAUUAACACGUUUAGGGACGAUGAAGCAUUGGAGAGAAGAAAGAGUGUUUCACCAAUAGUCCUGAAAGCCAUUGAAGAAUCAAGGUUUUCAAUCAUUGUUUUCUCAAGAAACUAUGCAUCAUCAAUAUGCUGCUUGGAUGAACUUGUUAAGAUUGUAAAGUGCAUGGAAACAAUGGAGCAGACAGUUUUUCCAGUUUUCUAUGAUGUGGAGCCUUCUGACGUACGGAAACAAGCUGGGAAAUUCGAGAGGGCCUUUGCUGAACAUGAAGACACUUUCAAGCAAAAUAUGGAGAGAGUAAGUAGGUGGCGGGAGGCAAUGACAGAGGUGGCCAAUCUCUCUGGAUGGGCUUUACUGGAUAGGCACGAGUCCAAAUUUAUUGAAGACAUUGUUGAAGAGAUAUCAGUUAGAUUGGGUCAGACAUUCUCAAUUGUUUCCAAGGAACUAGUUGGAAUAGAUUCCCGUAUCAGGGAAACGGAGUUGCUUCUAGAAAUGGGGCUAGAUGGUGUUCGGUUUAUAGGAAUCUGUGGGACGAAAGGAAUUGGUAAAACAACUAUUGCUCAAGCUGUUUAUGACAGUUUAUCUUGUCAAUUUGAAGGCAAUACCUUUCUUUCUGAUGUUGGGGAAGUUUCUGAAAGAUUUGGUCUCGUUUCUUUACAGCAACAAAUUCUUUCUGAUAUCUUCAAGGAAAGAAAUGUGAAUAUGAGCUUGUGGAAUGUCAAUGGAGGAGCGGCUGCUAUUAGAAAAAUGAUAUACUUCAAAAAGAUUCUUCUGGUUGUUGACGGUGUGGAUAAAUUAGAGCAACUAGAAAGCUUAGCUGGAAAUCAUGACUGGUUCUGCGAGGGAAGCAGAAUCAUCAUAACAGUUAGGGAUGAAAAUCUGCUGGUAAGGCAUGGUGUUGAUCGAAUAUACAGAGUUGAGAGAUUAAAUCAUGAUGAAGCACUUCACCUCUUUUGUCGGAAGGCUUUCAAGAAAGAGCAGCCAGAAAAUGACUAUGUAGAACUGUCCAACCUGUUUGUCAAUUAUGUUUAUGGCGUUCCUUUAGCUCUUAAAGUAUUAGGUUCUUUUCUGUUUGGCAGGAGUAUACCAGAGUGGAAAAGUGCAUUGAAGAGACUGGAAAAAUAUCCUGAUUAUUGGAAAUCCUUAAAAUAGGCAAUGCUUCAUGAUUAGAUUAAAGGAAUCUUUUUCUCAGAUGCCUUGCCAAAUUACAGAGUACCUGAGUAGCAGACAUGAUAACUUGAGUUCUUGCAAAUGAAAAACAAGAAUUCACUGUGUGACAUGUAAAUGCCUAUUGUUCUAGCAGCAAUGUUGGAAGGUCCAUUUGUUGCACACAUUUUCUACUUACUUUGGGGUAACCUGUUUUAUUUCAUGUAUUAAGUGCUGGAUGAAUCUCACAGAAGAGGUAUGUGUACAUUUAGACUGAAUUCUGCCAUCAAUAUGAAUACUCAAUGCUGUACAAACAUGUUUAUCGCACCAUAAUUGACGAAUUCAUAAUUUUGUGUGUAUCUAUGUCUUGCAGCUUCUCUUUCGUAUGGUGUCAUCGCUAUAUCUGCAGUUUUCAUACUCUUUGCACAGAAAAAUGAUCGAAGAUGCAACACAGUUGAUAUAUUUUCCAGUAGUAACUCUCUGUACUUUCUUUGAUUCCGACAUAUGGUAUUCUUUGUUUGAGUUUGACUUUGAAGCACAAAUUCUUUUGAUCAGACACUUUUCCUUUUGGGAAAGAAGCGGAGGAUGAUUGGAGGAGACUAUGAUGAGUUUUUCUUUUGGUCUGAAUGAAAAUGAAUGACAAUAAUUUGGAAAUCUUCUUAGAUGGAUGAAUGAUGAUUGUUGUUGCUUUGAUGUCUCACUCUGAUUUUGUUCUUGUACAGAUAUCUAAUUGUUCUUACAUGCUAAAUUGACUUCGUUUAGAGC